AUGAAAUCGAACAAGAAAUUCGAAUGCAGAGAGCCGCGAUGUCUUGUCGACGGCGAACCGCGUGUAUUCACAAGAGCAGCUCUUUUCCGACAGCAUGAGCUGAAGGUGCACGCGGAGAAAAAAUUGAGGUGCGCGCAUUGUCCUAAAACUUUCUCCGUGCACUAUCUCCUCAAACAUCACGAGAACCACUGUAACCAGACGGUGAAAUGUCCACACUGUGAUGCGACGUUCCGACAUCGGAGCUCCUGCCGACGGCACCAAAAAACGGCGAAGCAUGGCGUCCCGAGUCCACCGAGAGCGCCAAAUGAAGGAAGUCGGCUCACUUUCAAUAUCAUGCCGCUCCAGCUGGUGCCCGUACUCCUGGUGGCCAAAAAUUCCGAAUCGUCUCCUACAACGCGGCCUCAUCCGGAACUCGAAUCGAAGAAAAAGCAGACCUUCAGACCUAUCCGUCCAAAGAGCUCUGCUACCACACCGGCUUUUUCGAGUACCCCCAAAGAAUCUACUGCGGUGCAGACGUCGACGGAAUGCGAGCCGAUCCCGGGUCCUUCGAUUGCCACCCAGACCGUAACGAAUCAUUGCACCGUCGCAGUCGGCAUCGAUGAGGUCUUCGAAGACUUGGAGAAAUUGUUCGCCCAAGCCGAGACCCAAACGCAUAGUCAGAUGUCUGAGCAAAACUUCCAGCACGCGGAAACGCAGACGAAUCAGCCGAGCCUCGCAGAUUCAGAUAUGCAGACUAUCUACGACAAACUGAGCGAUCUCUCCCCAAUCCCAUCUGAGCCCUUGCCACAUGUCGGCCAGGUAGAAGAUCGGGCAUUGAGCGCGGUCGAGGUCCAAACUAGCUUCGAGCGUCAGAUGCAACAUUUCGGGAUGCAAACCGUUUUCCCGAAUGAUUCGAAGAUUGCGGGAACUCAAACCCCGGGCAUUCCCUCCUUUGACGGUCAAUGCCAGACAGGAAUGGAAUUGUCCUCGGUCGAAACGCAGACCAUCGAACAAUUUCUCAACGAGCUGGAGAACACGAAUUGA
Molecule: messenger RNA, 1023 nt
Organism: Galendromus occidentalis (western predatory mite)
Lineage: Eukaryota; Metazoa; Arthropoda; Arachnida; Mesostigmata; Phytoseiidae
Exons: 3
Coding region: 1-1023 (340 amino acids)
Biological process (GO): positive regulation of transcription by RNA polymerase II
Cellular component (GO): nucleus
Molecular function (GO): DNA-binding transcription factor activity, RNA polymerase II-specific; transcription cis-regulatory region binding
Source: RefSeq, a predicted model, not a curated record